AAGCUUGUACAACAAGACAGGGAAGCCUAUGCAGGGCGCGUGGCUUGUGCAGGAAGUGGGGCUUCUUUCGCGCAUCUAACGCGUUUUCCUAGAGGAAAAUGGCUACCAGCUGUCACUCGUGGGGGAAGCGCAAUUGCUAAAGUGCAAGAAAGGUAGUUAAGCGUCUCUACAAGGAACCGACGAAGACAGCCGUGGGAGCGCGGCCGGGUGAUCGAGAACUCUCGGGUGAACACGACGCGGAGUGACCGAGUGUAUAUCGGGUGACCAGUGCCGCAGUGCCAUGAAACCCAAGUUUAUUACACUGUUUACAGACACUCGUCCACACUGUAUAAGUGACCACUAGCUGAGUCUACUGCUUCUGAUACUUCGAAUUUCACCGGCUCGUCGGACCCGUCUGACUCUCGACGCUCCUUUACCCUUGGGACGGUUCGCCGGAAGAAGUGCAGUAUGGGUUCGAGUCAACAGUUUUCUCUAAGGUGGAACAAUUAUUUGAAACACAUAACAUGUGCUUUUGACACUUUGCGCACAGACGAAGAUCUUGUUGAUGUAACCCUCAGCUGUGAGGGAAAGAGGAUUAGAGCACACAAGAUGCUCUUAUCUGCUUGUAGCACAUAUUUUAGGGAUCUGUUCAAGGAAAAUCCUUGCCAGCAUCCAGUCAUCAUAUUUCGAAAUGUUAAAUUUGACGACCUAGCUGCGCUGGUCGACUUUAUGUAUCAAGGCGAGGUUAAUGUAGUACAGGAACAGCUUGCCAGCUUUUUAACGACAGCAGAACUUUUAGCGGUUCAAGGAUUAACAGAUGGAACUGGCAAAGACAGCGAUAGUCUUGUUGAGGAGGAUGAUAUUCCCAAUGAGCCUGAGGUGCAGCUGCAGAAUACGUCAUCGCAAUUGUCAGGAAAUCAGAGCACAAAGUCUCCCGCGUCUCCCACACAAUUUCAUUCCGUCGAAUUGCAGCCGGAUACUCCGCCAAACAAGAGACGAAAAUGUCGGGAGAGUUCAAUCGGUCAUUCAGAGAAAAACACGACGAAUUCAUCCUCAAAGGAAAGUGACAGUAAAACGGACGGUCAAAACAUACCGGGCUCCGACCCGGUUGAAAUCAUCCCACUAAUGCCUAAUCUCAAACUUGAGAUGCCUGAAUACCUCGAACAGGAUGGCAGCAGUUGCAGUUACGAGGAACAAAGCACUGGGGAAAGCUCUACCAAUCGAAUUGGAGUUGACGAGAAAUCAUCUAACACACCAGACCACGAACAAAAACCUGACAUUAGUCAGACAUUCUACUCAGCUAAUCAGUCAGCCUCGGACACCCCUCAUGAUGUCAAACAUCAGGACAUAGGUCACCUACUGUCAAAACCGAGUACGUCAGGCGAGAGAUUAACGCAGGACGCUAUACAGGAACCAGCGGCCGAUCCUGAGGGCGGUCCGAGCGCGGACUUGGGCUCCUCGAUAGACGAUGAUUUCGCUCAUUCCUCGGAUACUGAGUUGUUAUUUCGCUGUAGAAUUUGUUGGAAGGGUUUCAAGCAUCCCAUGUCCUUGACCCUGCAUAAGGACUUGCACACGGGCCAGACUAAGUGCCCCAUUUGUCAUCGCAUCUUCAGUCGAAGUUACGACAUGAAAGCGCACUUGCUACGCAUCCAUAAGUGCACGUUUAGCGUGGACGCCAAGCUGAAUUUUCGAAAGUAAAUCUUUUUCCCGCGCUCGAGCUAUAUACUUUUUUUUUUUCUUUCUUUAAUACUUAAAUGCGCACUCGUAUUAUCUGAUGUAACGUAUCCUUGCGCACGCACGUUAUAUAUCCAUGUACAAGGAUAUAUAGUGGUUCAGACGAUUGUUAUAGCGGCGACGGGAGAUGCUGAAAUUAUAUUUACGGGAAAUAUGACUAAGGUAGAUGAUAGCGUAGGCGGACAAUUUUUCUGACAGGGGGGGUUACUUUUUGUUUUACGCGGGAAAAUCGCGUAGCUCGCAGUGCCAUAUGCCAGAGUGAAGGAAUAAGGGAUAAAAUUUAUUGACCCCCCUCUCCCCCCACCACUAAUCUCCCUAAUCCCAGUAAAACGAAUGGAUAUUUCGGUUAUGACGAAAGCGAAGUUAUCGUAAGACGAUGUAAAUAAAAUGCAUAUCGCGCGUAGAACGAAGUAAGGGAAAAACGAGUAUUUUGUAGAUACAGUGGAACUUCGAUAACUCGAAUCUCAAGGGAAACGAUAUAUACUUCGAGUUAUCGUAGUUUCGAUCUAUCGGGGCUUUGAUAUUAUCGUAGAAGCGAAUCAUUAGGAAAUUCGAAUAUUCAUAGCCUUACGGGGGUUUUUUUACUUACAGAAGUUCGAGUUUUCGAAGUCCCACUGUAUUUGGUAGAGGUGUACAAAAAAUUUUUUUUAAUCAGCAAAAUUCCUUGACAAAUUAUUUCCAUGCGUAUUCAGGCCCCAGUACCUUGAUUAGAAAAUCACUGUGCAUAUGUAUGUACUUCAUCGCAAUUUCCCUCUCACUGUCUCUGUUGCGAACGGAACGAUUAUUCCAUAUAAAUAUUAUAGCCACGUAAUAAAAAAUAUAUUUAACCUCGUCGCAAGAGUCGGUCGAGUACUUUUUUUUUUUUAAAUCCUAACAAGCAAUACUCUUGUACAGGAUGAUAACGUCGUACCGAUUAACUAGCGAGGUACGGCGUUCGUACUAAUUAAUUAAGCUUUGUGCAAUUAUGAGAACGUAAUUAACGCGACAGCGUCCUAACGACAGUCGUCUGUCUAGAACUACGAAUUUAGACGCCUAUUAUCAUCAUAUUAAUCUUACGGUCGUAAGCCCUCUACGUUGGUAUUUUUUAAAAUAACGAACUCGCAAGAAAACGGAGACUCGGUCUUGUCGGAGUCGAAGAAAAAUGCAAACCAUUUUCGUACGAAUGAGACAUUAGAUUACGCCGCCGUUUAUAGACGGCGAUUGCUUGGAUCGCGCAAUCGCACCAGUGCGUUGUUCUUUUUUUUUUUUUUAAGGCGGGAAUGAGAAGUGUGUAUUUCCCAGAGGGCGUGUGUGUGCGUGUGUGCGCGUGAAAAAAAAAAAAAGGAAAUGAAAAAUGCAGAGACGAAAAAAAGUCUGUGCUAAGGGUGAGAUUGAGAGUGAUAUAUGGGAAACGGUAAAUGAGAGAACGUAAUUCGCGUUGAACGAGAAUGCUGUAGAAUGACGGGGAAAAAAAAUGAUAUUAAAAAGAAAAUGAAAAACAGUACCUUACAACAAUGAUAAACAAUUAUUGUCGACCGAGCUCGACGCGCUCGUUGUCCCAAACGAGAGUAAGCAUAAUACUUCGAUUAACGAGAGAGUCAAAGCCAAGAAAGAAGACGACGAAGUUACUAAAUAAUAUAGAAAAAUACUCCCACGGUCGCUCUCUUUACCUAUACCUAUCUUGGUUUUAUAUGGUUGGAGGCUUAGCUGGUUCACGCUUUAUGGGAAUAAUAUUACUCGCAAAUGGUACAAGUACAAGAGUCACACUGUGUUACCCCCUUGCAUACCCACGCAUUGUCCACGCCACUGCUCCGCCCGUUAUAAUAAUUUUUUUUUUUGUAAUAAAAGAAAAAAAAAUUGAUCGCUCGUGAAAAAGGAUAAGAGCGAAUAUUGGUAAAGGAAAAA
This is a messenger RNA of Cephus cinctus (wheat stem sawfly), 3597 nucleotides long. Its product is annotated as protein bric-a-brac 2. The record is from RefSeq and is a predicted model, not a curated record. Gene Ontology annotation, cellular component: nucleus. The transcript is spliced from 6 exons. Gene Ontology annotation, biological process: regulation of transcription by RNA polymerase II. Bases 448 to 1677 code for a protein of 409 amino acids. Gene Ontology annotation, molecular function: DNA binding; protein binding. NCBI's taxonomy places the organism in Eukaryota, Metazoa, Arthropoda, Insecta, Hymenoptera, Cephidae.